CCUGGCUGUGGUUAGCUUCAUGACCGGCUGCUCCAGUGCUGGUUUCCUGACCCAACUCUAAACGUCGCGUUUUAAAGCUGACCGGACUCCCGGAGAAACGGCCGCCCGGUGCUCCGCCGACACACGGAAACCAGACAGUGCUCUUCGGCUGUUUACUGCCAGUCAGAGGCAGCUGAGCAUUCCUGGGUCCAAAUAUCUGUGUAAAUAGUCGUUCAAAUGUGAGGCCGAGAGAGGCUUGGACGUGAUGCUCGGGAACGGGAUAGAAAUUCCCCAGUUAUUUAAAUCCAGUCACAGGCCACCGCCGGUAUGCUAAUUUCCUAAAUUUGGGACAGACUGAAGCAGAAGUGGGAAGUAAAAUGGGAUUCCUGCACCAGCUCCAUCUUCUUCUGUGGAAAAACAUCUCUCUGAAGAGGAGGGGAUCGUGGGUGCUGGCCUUUGAGAUCUUCAUCCCUCUCGUCCUGUUUUUCAUCCUCCUGGGUCUGAGGCAGAAGAAGCCAGCGAUUCCUGUCAAGGAAGCCUUUUACAGCGCGGCUCCACUCACCUCAGCUGGCAUCAUUCCCAUCAUGCAGUCGCUGUGCCCAGAUGGACAGAGGGACGAAUUUGGUUUCCUGCAGUACAAAAAUUCCACCGUGACGCAGCUUCUGGAGCGGAUCAGUGAAGUGGUUGAACAGAACCGACUCUUCACGUCUGACCGGCCAGGUUUGGGUCAGGAGUUGGAGACGUUGCAACAGCACCUGGAGAGUCUCAGCUCCACUCCUCUGCCACCAGACUACAACUUCAACAGCAGCCAAGGCUUCACAGUGGCCAGUAUAUUGCGGGAUCAGUCAGCUUUCCAGCAGUUCCUGGUCAAGAAUCUUUCCCUGUCCAACUCCACAGCCAGCCUGCUGCUCAACACUCCAGUGAGCCUCACAGAGGUGUACAGUCUUAUUUUUGGCACAUCACUCACAGAUCAUAGAGGGACCCAAAGUUUGAUUCAUGGGGCAAAAGAUCCUAAACAAAUACCCAAAGACAAAGUUCUUAACUUGGAGGAGAAGCUACUGGGAGGUGUACACAGUCUGGAUGGAGGUCUGAUACAAAAAGCCUUACGUGAUCCCACCAAAGCAGCCCACAGACACGCUCUGCUCAGACUUCUGUCUCAGGCUUUAGGCUUCAGUGAAGGAACAGAAAGUCAGAGAAGCAACCAGCAGGGCAUAAAGGAAGUGGAGGGGGUACUUCUGACUGGAUCCAUGCUGGAGGCCCUCACCUGUGGAGAGGACGAUGCUCCUGAGCUCAGUAAGAUCCUGUUGGUGCCUGAGAAGCAGAGGCCUGUGCUGCAGGCCUAUCGCAGCGCAGUGUGCAGUGAAGGAGAGGCUCAGAGGUCAGAGCGCUUCAGACAGAUGAGCCUCGAGCUGAGAGAACAGAUCAACACUCAGAGUGUCACAGAGAAGCUUCACCUGGAGCAGCCCAGCUCUUUGGUUCCUCUCUCACAGGCUCACUUUGGAGCCUUAUUGAAGGACCUGACUGAUGUAGAGCGACUUCUCAAGGAUGUGGACCUGCUCUCUGGCCUGGCUCGCCUGCUUCCCAAAGGAGCUUGUACUGGUCGAACCCCAGCAUCCCCCACAAACAUUACAGGCCCCUUAAAUGCCACCAUGUGGGGCCCCAACUCAACUGAAACUCCUGGAGUUGAGGGAGAAGAGGGACCAGAGAGAGGUGGUGGGGUGGCAGGUGGUAAAGGAAAGGAAGAAACGGACAACCCUCAUUCUCAGUUCUCAGCUUUUGUACAACUGUGGGCCGGACUGCAACCUAUUCUGUGUGGGAACAACAGGAUCAUUGAGCCGGAGGCUUUGAAGCAGGGGAAUAUGAGCUCUCUGGGAUUCACCAGCAAAGAACAGAGGAAUCUGGGCCUACUGGUUCACUUGAUGACUACAAAUCCCAAGAUCCUCUACUCCCCCAUUGGCUCCCAGGUGGACAAAGUUAUUCAGAAGGCAAAUGAAACAUUUGCAUUUGUUGGGAAUGUGACACAUUACACAAAGGUCUGGCUCAACAUCUCCACCCAGCUCAGGACUUUACUAGAGGAGGGACGGCUGCACAGCUACCUGGCGUGGCUACAACAGCUGUCCUCAGAGCUUCAGCAGCACCCUGAGUUGUUGAAUGGCACAGACAGUGAGCUGAUGCAAGGUCUGAUGGAGGGAAACUAUAGCCUCCCUAACACCUCCACUCUGCUGGAGCAGCUGGAUACCAUUGACAAUGCUGCUUGUGGCUGGACACGCUUCAUGUCUAAGGUCAGUGUUGAUGUCUUCAAGGGCUUUCCUGAUGAGGACAGCAUUGUCAAUUACACUCUGAACCAGGCCUACCAGGACAACGUGUCUGUGUUUGCCAGUGUGAUUUUCCAGACUAACAAAGAUGGCUCCCUGCCACCGCAUGUUCUGUACAAAAUUAGACAAAACUCCAGCUUUACAGAGAAAACAAAUGAAAUCAGAAGGGCCUACUGGCGUCCUGGACCCAAUACUGGAGGAAAAUUCUACUUCCUCUAUGGUUUUGUCUGGAUCCAAGAUAUGAUAGAGAGAGCCAUCAUCAACACGUUUGUGGGCCAUGAUGUAGUGGAGCCUGGCAACUACGUUCAGAUGUUUCCCUACCCAUGUUACACCAGAGACGAUUUUCUAUUCGUGAUCGAGCACAUGAUGCCUCUGUGCAUGGUGAUCUCCUGGGUUUACUCAGUAGCCAUGAUGAUUCAGCACAUCGUGGCAGAGAAAGAACACCGGCUCAAAGAGGUGAUGAAGAUGAUGGGUUUGAACAAUGCUGUCCACUGGGUGGCUUGGUUCAUCACCGGCUUCGUCCAGCUGUCCAUCUCUGUCACCGCUCUCACAGCCAUCUUGAAGUAUGGUCGGGUGUUACUCCACAGUGACCCCUUCAUCAUCUGGCUCUUUCUCACCAUCUAUGCCGUAGCCACCAUCAUGUUCUGUUUUUUGGUGUCAGUAAUCUACUCAAAAGCUAAACUGGCUUCAGCCUGCGGUGGAAUCAUCUACUUCCUCAGCUAUGUACCCUACAUGUAUGUGGCUAUUAGGGAGGAGGUGGCCCAUGAUAAGAUCACUGCCUUUGAGAAAUGCAUUGCUUCUCUGAUGUCCACCACAGCCUUUGGCCUUGGCUCCAAGUAUUUUGCUCUAUAUGAGGUAGCAGGUGUUGGCAUCCAGUGGCGGACUAUUAGCCAAUCACCAGUGGAAGGUGAUGACUUUAACCUGGGUCUCUCCAUGAUGAUGCUCAUCAUCGAUGCUGGAGUGUACGGUGUGCUCACCUGGUACAUAGAGGCUGUGCAUCCAGGAAUGUAUGGGCUGCCACGCCCAUGGUACUUUCCCUUGCAGAGGUCGUAUUGGUCAGGCAGUGGGCGAGUCGAGACCUGGGAUUGGCCGUGGUGUGGAGGCGGGGCAGCCAGGCUCAGUGUGAUGGAGGAGGAUCAAGCAUGUGCGAUGGAGCAGCGGAGGUCUGAGGAAAUGCGUGGCAUAGAGGAGGAACCGAGCCACCUGCCCCUUGUAGUGUGUAUAGAUAAACUGACCAAGGUGUACAAAACCGGCUGCAAACUGGCCCUCAAUAAACUUAGCCUCAACCUCCAUGAAAACCAGGUGGUCUCCUUCCUGGGACACAAUGGCGCAGGGAAGACCACAACCAUGUCUAUCCUGACGGGCUUGUUUCCGCCUACCUCUGGCUCUGCAACCAUAUACGGUCAUGAUAUCCGCACUGAGAUGGAACGUAUCCGUCAGAACCUGGGCAUGUGUCCACAGCACAACGUCCUGUUUGACAAACUGAGUGUGGAGGAGCACCUGUGGUUCUAUUCCAGACUCAAAGGCAUGGCUGAAGAGGACAUACGCAAGGAAAUGGACAAGAUGAUCGUUGACCUGGAAUUGUCUAACAAGCGCCACAGCUUGGUACAGACCUUGUCCGGUGGGAUGAAGAGGAAGCUGUCUGUGGCCAUCGCCUUCGUUGGCGGCUCCAGGGCUGUUAUCCUUGAUGAACCCACUGCAGGUGUGGACCCCUAUGCUCGCAGGGCCAUCUGGGACCUCAUCCUCAAAUACAAACAGGGCCGUACGAUUCUGCUGUCCACCCACCAUAUGGAUGAAGCAGACCUUCUGGGAGAUCGCAUUGCCAUCAUCUCACACGGGAAACUCAAGUGCUGUGGCUCACCACUGUUCCUGAAAAGCACCUAUGGAGAUGGGUACAAACUGACCCUGGUCAAAAAACAGAGUGAAGACAUAGGCCAGGGCAGCCACCUGCAGCCUCCUUCGCCUCUGUCUCCGCCCUCCUGUCUGUCUCCUUGCUCAGAAACCCGGGUCACCCAGUUUAUUCAGCAGUUUGUGGCAUCUUGCUUGCUGGUGUCUGACUCCAACACUGAGCUGUCCUACGUCCUGCCUUCCGAGGCCGUCAAGAAGGGCUGCUUUGAGAGGCUGUUCCAGGCUUUAGAGCAGAGCUUGGACAGCCUGGCCCUGACCAGCUUCGGGGUGAUGGAUACCACCCUGGAGGAGGUCUUCCUUAAAGUGUCUGAGGAAGACCAGUCUCUGGAGAACAGCGAUGUUGACAUGAAGGGUUCCCCAGGGGGCAGCUCAGUGGGGAAAUCAUCAGUGGGUUCAGGAGGCCUUGUGGGGUCACAGAGUGAGACAGCACCCUCAGCGGAGAAUGAGAAGCCAGAGGUGGAGCUGAGUAAUCUGGUGAUGUGCUCCAGGCUGAGCCAGAGCCAAUCCUCCCUGAAAUCCUCCUCAUCCGUUGGCUCAGUACGAGGCGAUGAAGGAGGACCCUAUUCAGACUUCUAUGGUGAAUACUGUCCCCUCUUCGACAAUGGCCAAGAGUCUGACUCUGCCAGCCAGAAAGAAGAUGCAGAGAAUCCCUCUUCUCCAAAGCCUGAAGUUCUGGAAGGGCAGGGUAGCUUCAAGCUGGAUGGAUGGUGGUUAAAGCUAAGUCAGUUUCAUGGCCUCAUCGUCAAGAGAUUCCAUUGUGCCAAGAGAAAUACCAAGGGCCUCUUCUCUCAGAUCCUCCUACCUGCCUUCUUUGUCUGUGUGGCAAUGACUGUGGCUCUGUCUGUGCCUGAAAUCGGAGAUUUGCCACCCCUGAUCUUGUCUCCAUCACAGUAUCAUAACUAUACCCAACCAAGGGGCAACUUCAUCCCUUAUGCCAAUGAAGACAGACCACAGUACAGGAGUAAGCUGUCGCCAGACGCCAGCCCACACAUGAUAAUCAACACUCUCCGCCUGCCCUCUGGUGUGGGUGCUACUUGUGUCCUCAAAACCCCCUUCAACAGCACCCUGGACCAACUGGCCCAGACUAUCAACCCCAAUGCCAACGAUUCCAAGACCCUGGCGGCCCGCUACUUUGACUCCAUGUGUCUGGACUCCUUUACCCAGGGGGUCCCUCUCUCCAACUUUGUCCCCCCGCCACCUUCACCAGCACCUUCAGAUGACCCAGACCCUCGUUUUGAGGAUGGGCUGUGGAACUUAACGGUUGCCCCACCAACUACAGUCCAUGAGCCUGUUACGUCUCCUCCCACCCUCCCCCUGUCCAUCCAUGAGCCGGUGCGUUGCACCUGCUCCAUGCAGGGGACCGGCUUUUCCUGCCCUAGUGGGGUAGGAGGACGCCCUCCACUAAUGAAGGUGGUGACAGGUGACAUUUUGGUGGACAUCACAGGUCGCAAUAUCAGUGAAUAUCUGCUCUUCACAUCAGACAGAGUACGGCUGCACAGAUACGGUGGUUUAACGGUGGGGAACAUCCAGAAAUCAAUUCCAGCAUCCUUUGGGAGAAAGAUACCUCCAAUGAUUCGCAAGAUUGCAGUUCGCAGAUCAGCUCAGGCUCUGUACAACAACAAAGGUUACCACAGCAUGCCGACAUAUUUGAACGUUCUCAACAACGCCAUCCUGCGUGCCAACCUGCCUCCAUCCAAGGGCAACCCUGCUGCCUAUGGUAUCACACUGACAAACCAUCCAAUGAAUCGAACCAGCGCCAGCCUCUCUUUGGACUAUUUGCUCCAGGGGACAGAUGUGGUGAUCGCCAUCUUCAUUAUCGUGGCCAUGUCCUUUGUACCAGCCAGCUUUGUGGUUUUCUUGGUGGCAGAAAAAUCCACAAAGGCCAAACACCUGCAAUUUGUCAGCGGCUGUGAUCCUGUCAUCUACUGGCUUGCUAACUAUAUCUGGGACAUGCUGAAUUACCUGGUGCCCGCCACGUGCUGUGUUAUUAUUCUGUUUGUGUUUGACCUGCCGGCCUACACCUCCUCAACCAACUUCCCUGCUGUUCUCUCCCUCUUCCUUCUCUAUGGGUGGUCCAUCACUCCCAUCAUGUACCCUGCAUCAUUCUGGUUUGAGGUCCCCAGUACAGCCUACGUGUUCCUCAUAGUCAUCAACCUCUUCAUAGGCAUCACUGCAACUGUUGCCACCUUCCUCCUGCAGCUCUUUGAACAUGACAAGGAUCUGAAAAAAGUCAACAGUUACCUGAAGUCCUGUUUUCUCAUCUUCCCCAACUACAACCUGGGCCAUGGGCUGAUGGAGAUGGCUUACAACGAGUACAUCAACGAAUAUUACGCUAAAAUAGGACAGUUUGACAAGAUGAAGUCUCCAUUUGAGUGGGACAUUGUGACUCGAGGACUUGUUGCCAUGACAAUCGAAGGCUUUGUUGGCUUCCUCAUCACCAUCCUCUGCCAGUACAACUUCCUCAGGAAACCUCCGAGGGUGCCAGUCAGCUGCCAGCCUAUAGAUGAUGAUGAUGUAGACGUGGCCAGUGAGAGACGAAGAGUCCUACGAGGAGAUGCCGACAACGAUAUGUUGAAGAUCAAAAAUCUUACAAAGGUGUAUAAAUCAAGGAAGAUGGGUCGCAUCCUGGCAGUGGACCGCCUGUGUCUGGGUGUCCGGCCUGGUGAGUGCUUUGGACUGCUGGGAGUAAAUGGAGCUGGAAAGACCACCACCUUCAAGAUGCUGACAGGAGACGAGUGCACCACAGGAGGAGAGGCCUUCAUUAACGGAAACAAUAUCCUGAAGGACCUGUUACGUGUGCAGCAGAGUAUCGGCUACUGUCCACAGUUUGAUGCUCUGUUUGAUGACCUGACAGCCAGGGAGCAUUUGGAGCUCUACACUCGCCUCCGUGGUAUUCCCUGGAAGGACCAGGACAGGGUGGUGCAGUGGGCAUUAGAAAAGCUAGAGUUGUCCAAGUAUGCAGACAAACCAGCUGGCACUUACAGUGGAGGAAACAAACGCAAGCUUUCCACUGCCAUUGCUCUGAUUGGGUACCCAUCGCUCAUCUUCCUGGAUGAGCCAACCACUGGAAUGGACCCAAAAGCCCGCAGAUUCCUCUGGAAUUUGAUCCUGGACAUAAUCAAGACAGGACGCUCUGUAGUGUUGACGUCACACAGCAUGGAGGAGUGUGAAGCAUUGUGUACCAGACUGGGCAUCAUGGUGAACGGCAGGUUUAAAUGCCUGGGCAGCAUCCAGCACCUAAAGAACAGGUUUGGAGAUGGCUACAUGAUCACAGUAAGGACCAAAACAAGCUCCUAUGUGAAGGACGUGGUUCGAUUCUUCAACAGAAACUUCCCAGAAGCUGUGCUGAAGGAGCGUCACCACACCAAGGUCCAGUACCAGCUAAAGUCUGAGCGGAUCUCACUUGCUCAGGUCUUCAGUAAGAUGGAGCAAGUGGUCGAGGUGCUGGGCAUUGAGGAUUACUCUGUCAGUCAGACUACUCUGGACAACGUGUUUGUAAAUUUUGCCAAGAAGCAGAGCGACAACCUGGAGCAGCAGGAGGUGUCGCCGCCCGGUGGUGGACAGUCCCCUCUGCAGCGCAUCCUGAACCUGCUGAAGUCUCGACCAGCCAACACGGAGCUCAAUGCUCUGAUCAGUGAGGCGCCAGCAGAACUGGAGAGUGACGAUGAUGAAGGACUCAUCAGCUUUGAAGAGGAAAGGGUGCAACUCUCUUUUAACACAGACACACUCUGUUGAAAUGAACCAGUUCAAGAGUGGAGAGAUGACAAGAGUCACAGAAGGGGAAAACCUGAUCUACUCUUCUGACCUCUGAACCCUGGAGGGAGGACGGACCUGCAGAUUCUACCCUAAAAAGGACCAAAACUCAAAAUGGGACAUAGGACCAGUAGUUUAGUAUUUCAGCCUCAAAUUUCUUCCCCCAGGUGGGACUGAGGUGGUUUAGAUCAGGAUAUGUGACGUGCAAUGCUCAGGCUGCAGGUAGAGACCCAGCAGCAGCAGGAAUUGUCUCUGGAUUGAGGAAUGUUCCUUAUUGUUUUAUUCUCAGACUGUAUAUGUGUAACUGACUGAUGGAUACAGUAGGUUAGCUACCUUUGUUUGAGAAAGAACAUAUCAUUGAUUAAACCUGACAACACAGGUUACUUUAAGUUGGAUGUAUGCGCUCCCUGCCAAAGGCCCUCAUGUAUCCAGACUGGGCCUUCAUAACUGUAUCAAACCAGACCUGCAUUGAGAGCAUGCUGCAACGAUGGUAUUGUGAUACAGUCUAUUUUUCUGUGGCAAGAUGUUAUUUUGGAUAUCGAAGCAGCUGUGGACUGGUGUGUGCUUUAUUUCGCAAUAACACAGGAUUUAGUGAAAUGCAUCCUGGAAAGUGGAGGGAGUGGACAUGUGAGCAGCUGAUGUUAGAAUGAUGUCAGAAGGAAUGUACGAGCAUGGUUACUGUCCUGACGAUGCCUCCCUUUUAUCAACUUGUUUUGACACUGUACAUUUGGUCUCUUUCUACAAAGUGCUCUCUGUUGUGUUUUAAUAUAUUAUGUUGUGGAGUCUGCCAACAAACUGGACACAGUGUAUAAUAGCAACAUCAACAAUAAUGGCUCCAACUCCAGUCAAAGUAAUCUGCAUUCUAACAGUCAGAAUGUGACAUAAACUCUAAUAUUUCCUGACAACGACAGCACUACCAUCACUGUGAUACUAAAAGCACCUCUCAGAUCAGUAUAAUAUUUGUUUCUUUCUGGGGUCUACUCUGUUUUAUGAUUUGCAGACGAUCAUGUAUUUUUUAUGGACUUUGGAUGAAUCAAAAUGUGCAUAAUAUUCACACUUACAAACAUGGAUGUUUCCUGACUGUAUGUUGGCAUGUGGUUUUACCAGACCAUGAGUUUUGUGAUAAUUGAGUUGUAAUCUGUUGUGUCUAAGAUAAUUCCUUUUUCACUCCUUUCACAGCUAACAGCAGUCUUAUUUUUGGUGACAUCAUGGCACUAGUGGGCUUUUUCCUGCUUAAAGGGGUCAUUAUUAAACAAGAAAAACUGACUGCUGUCAUUUCUUUCUUGUCUGAGAAUGUGAAGCUCUUUAGUUGCCUUUGGAAGUCGUUUACCAACCAAAGGCUGUUUGUUCACCAAAGGACUGGAGAGCUACAAGUAUGUCUGCAGGCAACAGGAAAGCACGGUAGAGAUUCCUGAUCUCAACGUCGUGGAGUCAGUGUGGGAUUACAUGGAGAGAAAGAAAACAUUGAAGCAGCCUGAAUCCACAGAGGAACUGUGGCAUUAUCUUCAGGAUGCUGAACAACCUACCUGCCAAGUAGCUUGAAAAACUGUGCAAGUGUACCAAGGAGAAUUGGUGCUGUUUUAAUGACACGGGACGGUCACACUAAAAAAUGAUAUAUUUUCUCUUUACUGCACUUUGUAUGAAGUUAAAUGAUGAAUAAAAACUAUUAAUGGCA
Molecule: messenger RNA, 9630 nt
Organism: Acanthochromis polyacanthus (spiny chromis)
Lineage: Eukaryota; Metazoa; Chordata; Actinopteri; Pomacentridae
Gene: abca2
Product: ATP-binding cassette, sub-family A (ABC1), member 2
Exons: 49
Coding region: 357-7937 (2526 amino acids)
Biological process (GO): lipid transport; transmembrane transport
Cellular component (GO): membrane; intracellular membrane-bounded organelle
Molecular function (GO): ABC-type transporter activity; ATP binding; lipid carrier activity
Source: RefSeq, a predicted model, not a curated record